Molecule: messenger RNA, 999 nt
Organism: Closterium sp. NIES-65
Lineage: Eukaryota; Viridiplantae; Streptophyta; Zygnematophyceae; Desmidiales; Closteriaceae
Source: the annotation of a GenBank genome assembly
AUGGCGAACGGGAAACCGGAAUUCACGUGUUACCACACGGAACACCUCCCCUGUAAUGAAGCGGAUCGCAAGUUCGGGCCAUCGCUCGACAUGAUCCGUGAUUUAGAGCUCUCCCGCGCGGACCGCGAGAUGCUGCACGUGCUGCGCCGCUUCCGCUGGCAGCGCGAGGAGCUGGCGCUGCAGGUGCCGCGGCGGGAGAGGAAGGUGGCGUUCAUGUUCCUCACAAAAGGGGCUGUACCGCUGGCUCCGCUCUGGGAGAGAUUCUUCAAGGGCCACGAGGGGCGGUAUUCCAUCUACGUGCAUGCCUCCCCAGACUACACCUUCCCCAAGAACGCCUCUACCCUCUUCAGCAACAACACCAUCCGCAGCGAGCAGGUGGGAUGGGGGCUACCCACCAUGGUGGACGCAGAGAGGCGCCUUAUGGCUGCUGCUCUUGCGGAUCCAGCCAACCACCGCUUUGUGCUGCUCUCCGAAUCGUGCAUUCCCGUGAAGAGCUUCAACUACAUCUGGGACUACCUGAUGGGCACUCGCUACAGCUUCGUCUCCAGCUUCUUCAUUGAUCGCCCGGUGUGCUCUGGCCGGUACGACAAGCACAUGCAGCCCAAGAUCACACUCAGCCAGUGGCGGAAGGGGUCGCAGUGGUUUGCGGCCACGAGGCGGCAUGUGAACAUCAUCAUCGAUGACGACAGCAUUCAUGCACUCUUCCAAAAGUACUGCCGGGGCGACAAGUGGCAUCACCACUGCUACGCGGAUGAACACUACAUUCCAACCCUUCUCAAUAUAAAGGAGCCCAGUCGAGUGGCCAACCGCACCAUCACCUAUGUGGACUUUCCUCCCCUGCAGCAGCACCCCACCUCCUUCCUGCCUCCCAACGUCACUGAGGACCUCUUUCAGAACAUCACAGAGCCCCUUGACUACAGUCUCAUCAAUGUGGUUCCUCUGCCCUUGAGCAUCGAGAAAAGACUCCUCAGAGUGCGUACACGCUACCAUGCUCUUUAA